AUGGCUAACCUUAGAACUCAAAAGAGACUUGCUGCCAGUGUUGUUGGUGUCGGUAAGAGAAAGAUUUGGUUGGAUCCUAAUGAAACCACUGAAAUCGCUUCCGCCAACUCCCGUCAAGCUAUCAGAAAAUUAUACAGAAAUGGUACCAUUGUCAAGAAGCCAGACACUGUCCACUCCAGAUCUAGAGCUAGAGCUUUGUUAGAAUCUAAGAGAGCCGGUAGACACAUGGGUUACGGUAAGAGAAAGGGUACCAAGGAUGCUCGUAUGCCUUCCCAAGUCUUGUGGAUGAGAAGAUUAAGAGUCCUCAGAAGAUUAUUAGCUAAAUACAGAGAUGCUGGUAAGAUUGACAAGCACUUGUACCACAACUUAUACAAGUCUGCUAAGGGUAACACUUUCAAGCACAAGAGAUCUUUAGUCGAACACAUCAUCCAAGCUAAGGCUGAAGCUUUACGUGAAAAGGCAUUGAAGGAAGAAGCCGAAGCUAGAAGAUCCAAGACCAGAGCUGCCCGUGAAAGAAGACAACAAAGAAUCGCUGAAAAGAGAGAAGCCCUUUUUGCCGAAGGUAACUAA
Messenger RNA from Dujonia railenensis, 570 nucleotides. Lineage: Eukaryota; Fungi; Ascomycota; Pichiomycetes; Serinales; Debaryomycetaceae. The record is from the annotation of a GenBank genome assembly.